Suillus subaureus is the source of this 243-nucleotide messenger RNA. RefSeq lists its product as uncharacterized. The coding region runs from base 1 to 243 and encodes 80 amino acids. NCBI's taxonomy places the organism in Eukaryota, Fungi, Basidiomycota, Agaricomycetes, Boletales, Suillaceae. The transcript has 4 exons. The record is from RefSeq and is a predicted model, not a curated record.
AUGCAUGGUCCGUCGCUGCCGUCCGUCCUCAAGUCGAAGCCUGCGACCCAUGACACAACGACUACGCAUGAUCAGCUAAUAUCCGGUCUCGCUCGUGUCACCUCUCCUCAAGAAACACCGAUAUACAUAUGUGCAUUUCAAGAUUGCAACAGACUGUUCCCUUCACGCGAACGUGUCAUGCUGCACCGUAAACGCGACCAUAACUCAGAAGAAGAUAGAGAUAUUAUUACAUGGAACGAAUAG